Messenger RNA from Anastrepha ludens (Mexican fruit fly), 6264 nucleotides. RefSeq names its product aminopeptidase N-like. Gene Ontology annotation, cellular component: cytoplasm. Gene Ontology annotation, biological process: proteolysis; peptide catabolic process. NCBI's taxonomy places the organism in Eukaryota, Metazoa, Arthropoda, Insecta, Diptera, Tephritidae. The record is from RefSeq and is a predicted model, not a curated record. Gene Ontology annotation, molecular function: metalloaminopeptidase activity; zinc ion binding; peptide binding. The transcript is spliced from 7 exons. Bases 3242 to 6076 code for a protein of 944 amino acids.
GAUCUCUUUUAUUACUGCAACGAACUUUUGAGUUUUUCUACUAUGCUGUAAAAGUGAUGAAAAACCGCCCACGAUUUUUUCUAAUGGUGCGAGAUAGGCAAAUUUUAUAAAAAUUAGGUUUUGUUUAGACGAAUUUUUUUGUGCGAAUUUUAUCUCAAUUAGAACCGAUUACAUUAGAUUAGAUUUGUGGGGGGUUGGACAAGCCCAAGCACUCAGUCAGUAGAAUUAAAGAAUUAAGAUAGGAAAGAUAAAAAGUGGAUGGUGAGACGGAUAAAUUAGUUUGAGGUCACUCUUCCACAAAUCUGAACUUUAUGAACUUUAUCCAUACUCAUUAUAUCGCAACCCAAUAGCCUAAGUCUGAUUCUGGAAAAUGCAGGACAGUUAUAGAGAAAAUGUUCUGCAGUGUCGUCAUUUUCAAGACAGCAAAGGCAUAUCGGGCUGUCUACGACCUCCAUGGUAGCCAUAUGCUGACCACAGACGUUGUGCCCUAUGAUUACACCCACCAGUACUCUCAGGUCCUUUCUGCUAAGUUUUAGGAGAAAGGUCUCUGUUUUCCUGUUUGGUUCUUUCACAAAGCAUUUGGCUACUCUGCACGAGUUUAACUCAUACCAACGACCUCUGUGGGUAGACCUCAUGAAGUCGUCAACCCAUAGACGAAUCGGUGCCGAAUUGACACCUAGAAAGGGUUCUGGGCCUAGUGGCAUAUUUACAGAGCCUUCAAUUGCCAAUUUAUCAGCUACCUCGUUCCCUGUAAUACCAAAAUGUCCAGGCACCCAAAUAAGACUAACUUUGUUGUAUUUUGCAACACUGCUCAGUUUUGUCUUACAUUCACCGACUAACUUCGAAGAGCAGCGAGGGUUAGCAAGGGCUUUCAGUGCAGCUUGACAGUCACUAUAAAUUCCAAUACUGUUACCCCGCCACUUUUUCUCAAUUAGCCAGUACGCCACAUUCAAGAUAGCAUAGACUUCCGUAAGGAAUACUGUGGUCAUCUGCCCUGUGGCAUAGGAGUACUUAGUGUUUUCGUCUAAGUACUAUCCAGAUCCGCUUCCAUCACUGGUUUUGGAUCCGUCGGUGUAGAAAGUGUGCUGAUAUUCCGUUGAUAGAUUCUUUGGACUUAACCAUUGAUCUCUAUCUGAGAUCAAAACAUCAUACUUCCUACCGAAGCUAACGACAGGCACCCGAUUGUCCACCGGCAUCGAGAAAAGUGUGCACCGCUCCGACAACUGAUGGUAUAUAUGACAGUGGCCAGUGCUUACUUCAUUUCCCCAGACUCCGUUUAACUUGAGCCUGUACGCGGUUUUCAUUGCUUCCUUUCGAAUUUGAAGAUCUAGAGGUUGCAAUUUCAGAAUGGCAUUAAGGGCAUCACCAGAUGUCGUACUCAUGACACUUAUGAUACCCAAGCACACACUUCUCUGUAGCCUGUUUAGGGGUUUUACUCUGGAAUUAACCAUUGUGGCUUUCCACCCUACUACAGAGGCGUAUGUAAUAAUGGGUCUAAUUAUGGUGAUGUACAGCCAGCGUACUAUCGCCGGCCUUAGACCCCAUGUCUUGCCAAAGGUUCUCUUACACUGCCAGAAGACUUUUAAUGUUCGGCAGACCUUCUUAUCGAUGUGCUUCUUCCAGGUAAGCUUACUAUCUAGGAUUACUCCUAAAUAUUUAACCUCAGAAGACAGUUGCAGUGUUACCCCUUUCAAUGUGGGUAGUAAUAUUGCAUAUUGCGUUUCCUAGUAUAAUAACAAUAAAUCACCAAUCGAACUAUUUAAAUUUUCUCCAAAAAAAACUUAGUAGUUGAAAUGUUAAGAUUUACUAUCGCCAAAAUGCCCUUAAAACUAAUCAACGCCUACAUUAGUACUUAGAAACUUAGUUGAUUUAUCUGAAAAAUAGCUAUACACAUAUCUUAGAUUCCAAUUCCAUUUCAUCCAAAUUAGUUUCACAGUGUCGAGACGAACUAGAAUUCCUUGGUUAUUGGCUUCACAUUACUCUGAUAUGAAUUCCCGGACACAGGAAUAUAGAGGGCAAUGAGGAAACAGACGAGUUAGCAAGAAAAGGUUUGGCACUAGGCGUAGCAGAGUUGGUAGCAGUUGUUACUCCAUUCAAUACAAUAAAAACAUCCAUUGCGUCACACUACUAUGUUUUAGCCGAAAGAAGGUGGAAGCAAUUAACUACAUCUACUACAACAAGAAAAACAUGUCGGUCGUACAACAUCCAGAGAACGUAUUACAUGUUAGGAUGCUCUCGCUCAAGUACCUAUUUCACGUAUUACUGCAACCCUUAUAGGUCACUGGAAAGUAGGGGAUUAUGCAGCCAGACUCAAUUAUUCUUUCAAUCCCAUCUGCAGACGAUGUCAGGUGGAGUGGGUGAAAGAAAGUCGUUUCCACUAUUUAUGCGAAUGCUUAGACUUAGCCAGAACAAGAUAUCCCUCUUUCGGUAAACCUCUCCUACAACAAAUUAAUGAAAUCGGGGACAUAGAGAUGUAAUUACGAAAAUUCUCCUGGUACGCUCUUUCUUUUUGGCAAACGAUAUAUUGCAGACAAUUAACUAAAAUCAAGGUGAUUUAAUGCUAGCAAGCUUUGUUGAUCGAAGGAUAGAGUGGUCAGGAUUUCCCGCACAUUGUAAUAAGUUAAAUUUAACUCUUCACUGAUCUCACGUAGACUAGCACGACGGUCAAUGUUCAAAAAUUCACGAACCCGGUUCACAUCUUGGUCUGUUUGCGUCACCGAAGGCCUUCCAGAUCGCUGUUCGUCUUCGACGUCCUCCCGGCCUGCCUUGAACGACUUGUGCCACCGUUUUACCUGGGCACUGGACAGAGAUUGGUCCCCGUAAGCCUUAUUGAGUAGCCCAAUGGUUUCGGUUAGCUUUACGCAAAAUUCGACCGAGUAACGUUGCUCCAACGAUCGUUGCAUUUUCGCCACUGCAAAAUCCUAACACACUUUUAAAACAGUGACAUACAUAUGGGUUGUGUAUCAACACUUUCCGAAUAGCAAGAGAAACUGAAGGAACUGAAGGAAAAUUGAUACAUAUUGAUUCAAAUGAAUAUCAGCGAAAUAUCGGCGUAUUUCAAAUAAUAGGCAUCUGAAGCAUUUCAAAUCAAACCCAAUGGCCAUUAAAAAUCAACACCAAUAAAAUACUUAUUAGUUUAAGAUAACAAGUUUCAGAUUCAAAUUAACAUCCUUAAAAGAGCUCCUCCACAUAAGGGCUCAGAAUACUUCGCUAAUUGCGUUGCGGCCGCCUAGAUCGCGAAAUGUACCGCAACAAAGUGGGCGGAAGUGCUAUACUUUUGGCCAUGUUGGCCAUUAUUGUGUCCUGCCAAGCGGCAACACACGGCUCUGGUAUAUCGCCUCGAUAUGAUAAGUAUCUUGCCGCACAUUUCAUACCUACAAAAACUGUUGCUUUGAGUGAGUCAGAGGCCGAUUUGAAUUAUCGGCUGCCAAACACCACCGAACCACUGCACUAUGCCGUUGAACUGACAACGAAUGUGCACAAUGGCACGAAGAGAUUCACAGGCACUGUAAAAAUUCUAUUAGAAGUUAUCGACAACACAAAUACCAUAGUUUUGUAUGAACGUCAAUUGUCAGAAAUCAAAGCAACCAUUACAAACGCAAACUGCACGGAUCGUGUGGUAGAACAGCUAAGCACCUCGUAUGAGGAAGCACGUGAAUUUCUUAGUCUAACACCAACAAAUGAUUCACUCAUCUUUAGCAAAGGCACCUUUUGGGUUUUGACCAUCACCUAUGCUGGAGAAUUGCGUGUCGAUAAUUUGGGAUUUUACUUGUCCACCUAUACAGAUGAAAACGACAACACACAUUAUUUAGCAACGACACAAUUUGAGUCGAUCAAUGCUCGAUAUGCAUUCCCCUGCUACGAUGAACCGGCCAAGCGUGCUACAUUCACAAUCACUAUUAACCAUGAUCCCUCAUACAGUGCCAUAUCAAAUAUGCCUCUGGACGAAGAGAUGAGCAGACCUGGAUAUUCUGUCUUCCAAAAGACUCCUAGUAUGUCAACUUAUUUAGUAGCGUUUGUUGUGUCCGAUUUCGAAUAUACUGAAGGAGUGUUGAACUCGAUUCCACAAAGAGUCUACACCCGUCCAGGUACAAAGCAGAAUCAGCAAUGGGCAUUGGUUUCCGGAAUGUUGUUUCUGCAAAGCCUUGCUGAAUACUACAAUUUCGAUUUCGUACUGCCGAAACUCUAUCAAGUAGGUGUACCAGAUUUGUUUUUUGACGGAAUGGAAAACUGGGGCUUAGUUACGUAUCGAGAGCAGUACAUGCUGUAUAACAAGACAUCGACAAUAUUUGAGAAAACAGAUAGUGCCAAUGUCAUUGCCCACGAAUACUGCCAUCAAUGGUUUGGUAACUUAGUAACUCUCAAAUGGUGGACGUAUCUUUGGCUGAAAGAAGGUUUUGCUAACUUAUUCGCUUGGAAGACGAUAGAUGCAACAUAUCCUGAAUGGGACGUCUAUCAGAUGUUCCUUAUCGACGACUUUCAAGCUGCACUCGCUGCAGAUGGCUCAGGCCAAGCAAAUCCAAUGACGCAUUACGUGCAAACUCCAUCCGAGAUCUCUGCACGAUACGAUUCUAUUUCGUAUUCGAAAGCAGCCUCGGUACUGUAUAUGUGGCAGUGUGUGCUGACCGACGAGGUGUUCCGCCAAGGACUAAAUCUUUAUUUGACUACAAAUCAGUAUACUGCUGCUGACGAGUGGCAACUUUUCGACGCUCUUAGUAAUGCUGCUGAUGCACAAAACGUGUCACUUCCUGCGACUAUGGCGGAUAUGUUCUCAAGUUGGUCUCAACAAUCCGGUUACCCUCUACUCACCGUUACACGUAAUUACAACAAUAACACAUUCACCAUAACCCAAGAUGCUUUCUUUCCAAACAAAAAUCUAACAUCUGACAAAACUUGGUACAUCCCCUUGAAUUAUGCCCACAAAUCAAAUCCAGACUACCGUAACACCACCGCAUCGCAUUUUAUGCUCAAAACGAAAGAAAUCGAAAUCAGCGAUAAUAGUCUAGCAGCUGAUGAUUGGUUGAUUCUCAAUAAACAAUCGACCGGUUUCUAUCGCAUCAAUUACGAUGAACAAAACUGGAAUCUUAUCAUUGAUGAGCUGAAAUCACGACCAUACAAAUUCCAUUCACGCAAUCGUGCUCAACUAAUUAACGACCUCUACCAGUACACUUCUACAGAUCGCAUCGACUACAGCAUGCUAUUUAAUUUAUUGCAAUAUCUGCCGAACGAGGAUCAGUACGCACCUUGGGCUACGAGCUACCCUGUAAUCGUUACAUUGAAAGUGUAUCUGAAUAGUGAUAAAGAAUACAAAAAUUUCUUACUCUACGUAGCCUCAUUAGUGACAGGACAUUUUGAGAAGUUGGGUAUGAAUGAUGUAUCUGGAGCACAGCGUCUUACUGUGCAAGUGCGUAACAUCGUCAUUGAACUCGCUUGCUUGUCAGGAAUUGAGAGCUGUCUGACGGAGACGAGUAACAAAUUAAAGGAAAUAGUGAACAAUGGUAUCACCAUCGAACCAAGCUUACGAUGGAAUGUAUACUGUUACGGUCUACGUCAGUCCGGUGAUACAGAAUUCGAUUUUGUCUAUAACCAAAUAUUGCAAUCCCGUGAUCAAGCGUUUCGUGACUCACUCAUCUCUACAUUGGGUUGUUCGCAAACCGAGUCGCAACUACAAAAAUUUGUGAGUAGCUCAAUCAAUAUGUCCGUCGAUUGGCGAUCACAAGAGCGCAUCACUUUACUCGGUGCAGCGUUUUCGAGCAGCAGUGUUGGACUCUUAGUGUGCAUUGAAUUUCUCAACGAAAAUUGGGAGGCAUACAGUAAUUUGAAUCCCGAUAGCAGCGGACUCAACCCAGUUUAUCAAACAGUGGCUGACAUGUCCGCCUACAUAUUUAACAAUGAACAAGAAACCAAAUAUUUGGUGUUACUGGAUAAGGUAAAGGGCAGCGAUAAGGUGCCAAACGAUUUGGAGACUAUCGCCAAAGCAAAUAUUCAAUCUAAUUUUAACUGGUUGAAUAAAAAUCGUGAUCCGAUUAUGUUGUGGAUGAAAAAGUUCGCUCAGGGUGGCAGUGCUGCACUCUAAGGCGGACUUUAAGGCGAACAUUGAAACUAAUUUUAACUGAUUGGGUAAAAGGUGGAAGUUUGGUGAGAUAUCGGUAUUAAUGAAUAUAUAAUAUAAUAUAAGUAGUAAAUGAAGCAGGGCUGCUGGUAUUCCCAUAGUUCUUUAAACCAUAUGAAAUCGAUAAAUGUAUGUAAUUUGCACUAUAAGUA